Oncorhynchus kisutch (coho salmon) is the source of this 2409-nucleotide messenger RNA. It is a transcript of the gene cdadc1, whose product is annotated as cytidine and dCMP deaminase domain containing 1. Gene Ontology annotation, cellular component: cytoplasm. Gene Ontology annotation, molecular function: dCMP deaminase activity; zinc ion binding. Bases 182 to 1747 code for a protein of 521 amino acids. The transcript is spliced from 10 exons. The record is from RefSeq and is a predicted model, not a curated record. NCBI's taxonomy places the organism in Eukaryota, Metazoa, Chordata, Actinopteri, Salmoniformes, Salmonidae.
AACAAACACUGCGCUUGACAGUUCUGGGGGUUGGGUGCAAGACGAGCUCCGCCUAUUUGUUCGACGUCAGAAGAUAUAGGAAGAAGCCUAGCUUAGCUGUUCAGAAACCAACAACAUCAAAUCAUCAUACGUAUUUGCCUUGUCUGGAGACGUUCGCUACAUUUUACAUUCAAUUGAUUGAAUGGCAACGACGGAUACUGUACAGUCGAACCAAUAUUUGAAACCAACCUGUGCCGCUUCAUGCAACUGUAAAGGAUAUCGCGAUGUAAGGGAAGCCAGCACACAAACCGACACCAAAGUACAAGGUCAUGGACCCAGGCUGUCCAAGGUUAACCUCUUCACCCUGCUGAGUUUAUGGAUGGAACUUUUCCCCAAGGAGGAACCAGAAGACAUAAACCAGAAUGACUUUACGCGGGGUACAGGCCUGGUGGUGGUUCGGGACCAGAGGGUGGUGGGUCUCCACUGCUCCGGUCCAGAGCUCCACGUGGGGCAGGUAGCUGUGAUCAGACACGGGCCCAGGCUGGCUGCCUCAGACCUCUACUUCUCUAGGAGACCCUGCGCUACCUGCCUCAAGAUGCUUAUCAAUGCUGGGGUGAGCCGCAUCUCCUUCUGGCCUGGUGACCCUGAGAUGAGUCUGCUAGCGGUCAGGCCUAAUGGGACGGACUCCAUUUCCCAGGAGGCCAUGCUGGACGCCAUUGCAUCCGAGAAGCUGAAGUCCAACAGCCGGCCCCACAUCAGUGUGGUGGUGCAGCCCGUGGCCCCUGGCCUGCAGCAGUUUGUGGAGGAGACCUCUAGGGGGUGUGACUUCAUGGAGAGGGUGUCGGGGGACGACCCCGAAUUGGACGCUGGGGACUUCUACUGGAAGCAGAGGAGACGGAACCUGGACACUUUCUCCGAAGAGUUCCUAAUCCCACACGAACAGUGCCACCGUGACAUUCUCACCAAAAUAGGUCUGGAGAACUUUUGCAUGGAGCCGUACUUCUCCAACCUGCGUCAGAACAUGAGGGAGCUGGUUGGGGUUCUGGCCUCAGUAGCUGCUAGUGUGCCUCUUCUCCAGCAUGGCUUCUACAGGAAGGACUCCCAGCCUGCAACCUCUGAGCAGCCCCAGCCUCAGGGGGUGUCCCAGGAAAUUGCCAGACACUGCAUCGUACAGGCCAGACUGUUGGCCUACAGAACAGAGGACCCUAAGGUUGGGGUUGGUGCUGUCAUUUGGGCAGAAGGGAAAUCGGGUGGUUGUGAUGGCACGGGGCGGCUGUACCUGGUGGGUUGUGGGUACAACGCCUACCCAGUGGGCUCAGAGUACGGACAGUACCCCCAGAUGGACACCAAACAGCAGGACCGCCAGAGGAGGAAGUACCGCUACAUCAUCCACGCUGAGCAGAACGCACUCACCUUCAGGAGUGAAGAGAUCCGCGAGGAGGAGAACACCAUGCUGUUUGUGACUAAGUGUCCGUGUGAUGAGUGUGUCCCUCUGAUCCGAGGAGCUGGGAUCAAGCAGAUCUACACCACUGACCUGGACAGCGGCAAAGACAAGGGAGACAUCUCCUACCUCAGAUUCCACAGCCUCCAAGGAGUCCUGAAGUUCAUUUGGCAGAAGUCCUCUCUGGCCAGGAGAGCCUCUGAACAUGCUGGUCCUCAUCUAGCCAAUGGAUGUGUGAGGAAGCAUGUGAGACAGCCUGAACAGGCCCUUCAAUCCAAUAAGAGGUUACGGUUAGCAACAAAUCCAGACCUUUCCCCUGUUUGUUGAACAAUGGUACCUGUAGCUUUCAGUCUGGUUUCACCAGGCUACGGUCCCCAGGCUCUUGUUGGCAUUGGAAACGUUUAAUUUAUCCAAUCAUUGAUCAGUGAUUCAAGGAAGGAUGCAUUUUAACAAUGUUGGAAAUUCAAAGGCCUCUUCAUGCUCCCCUAUAAUGGACAGUUUUAAGGAGUAAACUCAGUGAUUUUUAAUGGACUGACUGUAUAUUCAAAAACAUUUUUUUUUUUUUAAGUAAUUUUAAGGCAAGUGAACUCUAAAUGCGUGUUUCCUAAUUAUUUGUCUGAAGAGUUUACUAUUAAGGUUACUGUUGAUUGUAGCUUUAAGUUUACUAUAGUUCUUCCAGACUUGAAGAAUACAGUCACAUCCCAGCCAGUGCAAGCUACCGCCACUAUAUUACACUUUGCCUCAAAGGAUACUAACUCCUAGACCUGUGCAACUGUGCUUUGUCUGUUGUUUUUUUGUGACAUGGUUGGCUCCUACAUCCUUGAAUUGUUUCAUCCUGUUUUGCCAAACUGCUUUUAACUGAUAACAAUAAGCAUCUAACAGCAACAAAAAAAAUAUAUAUAAAAUGACAAACCGGAAAAACUAUGUAUGCGUUUCUUUUAUUGGUGUUGUGGUGCAGUAGUAUCAAUGUGAUAAAAAAAAUGAAAUCC